UUCGCCGAUUGCCAGUGCCAAUGGCGCUGCUUCAGGACUUUUGUCGGUGUUUGUUAUCUUCUUUGCUGCAUCUUUCACUCCGCCGAUUCACAGCUCGCUGAUCCAAAUUUCAAGGAGCCAAUUAUGAACGUGACGGCACCUGUUGGCAGAGAAGCUAUACUCACGUGCACCGUAAAAGAUCUCGCUGGUUACAAGGUCGCAUGGCUUCGGGUCGAUACGCAAACAAUAUUGACAAUCGCGAAUCACGUAAUAACAAAGAAUCAUCGAAUUGGCGUGACCCACAGCGAGCAUCGGACGUGGUUUUUGCAUAUAAAAGAAGUUAAAGAGACCGAUCGCGGCUGGUAUAUGUGUCAAAUAAAUACUGAUCCGAUGAAGAGUCAAAUAGGUUACCUUGACGUUGUCGUUCCACCCGACAUAAUUGACUACCAAACGAGUACGGAUAUGGUCGUCAGAGAAGGUACUAAUGUUACUUUACGCUGUGCAGCCACAGGCUCGCCAGCUCCUAAUAUACAGUGGCGCAGAGAAGACGGAAGGCCGAUUUCCCUUAGUCCCACAAGAGAAGUACAAAAUGUUGAGGGGUCUCAUUUCAACCUCACCAAGGUUAACCGACAGCACAUGGGUCCGUACUUAUGCAUAGCAUCGAAUGGCGUACCACCAACAGUCAGUAAAAGGAUUAUACUAGUUGUUCAAUUUCCCCCAAUGAUUUGGAUACCGAAUCAACUGAUCGGUGCACGAGAAGGUCAGCAAGUCACGCUCGAGUGUACAUCGGAGGCCUAUCCGAAAUCCAUCAAUUACUGGACACGUGAUAAGGAUGAAAUUGUACCACAAGGUGACAAGUAUGAACCUACGGUGACAGACACCGCUUAUAAAGUUCACAUGAAGCUCACGAUAAAAUCGGUCGGCCCUUCUGACUUCGGAACGUACAAGUGUGUCUCCAGAAACUCUCUCGGAGACACGGAUGGCAGCAUAAAAUUAUACCGUAUACCUCCAAGCUCAGGAUAUCAUACAACUGACAACGUAGCGAGAAAUAAAGGAAAACAGAGAAAGAAUUCUAGUAACAACAUUCUCGAGGGAAAUCAGGAUAUGCUGAAGGAACGAGAUCCAAAGCAACGAGAUGAUGACGAAGACGAAGAAGACUGGGAAGAUUCUGGAGUGAGCUCAAUGUUACUUACGGUACCAAGCUUAAGUACCGUUUUGUGUUGUUCAUUUGUAUUUUCGAUGUUUUUGGAGUAUUUUCAACGCUGCCUAUUACCGAUUCCACGCUCGAUCAAUUCCAACGAAUGAUGUCAGCUUCCAAAGGUUGAAGUAACAGAGAGACCAUCACCCUCCUUAGUCUAGUGAACAGGGCUUUUUUAUAUUUGAGCAACUUAACAUUGAUAGCUGGGGUUCAAAUCUCUGAUGAGUCAAAAAUUUUCAUGUACAUUGUUAGAGAUAGAACCGCAGCUUUAAGUGAUUCAAAUCUCACUCAAAACUGUCGAGUAAUUCGUGGUGCUUCUAAAAUCUAAGUGAUAUCACUGAUGCACGAAUUGCGAUUAAAAAGGGACGCAAAAAAAUUAAAAUGUGAAAAUUUCGAUGCUCAAAUUAUGAUUCUACUCUAUUUAUCAGAGAUUAAAGUCAAUAAAUAUUAAAGUUAUAUGGCAUCAGCAGCUUACAUCACAUAUAUUUUAAGAAAAGUUGAGUUAAACAAUAUAACAGUGGUAAAAGAUGAUUAGAUUUGUACUUAAAACUCAUUUUUCAAAAGUCAUCAGUAAAGUAUUAGUUAUUGUAAUAAAUUGUGCAUUUCCGUAAAGUCCACAGUGCUUCAAAAAAUUGCACUCAAUAUGUUUUUUUCCAAUUUUAUCGUAAUAUAUAAGAAAAAUAAAUAAAAAAGAGAGACUUAUUUUUAAAGCAUAAAAAGUUGAAGAUAGAUAGAACAGCUUUCAAGCUUCUCUUAUACUCUUUUCUGGUAUAUGAGGUUUGGAAAUCAUACAAAUGUAUAUAGGAUUCUCCGCGUGUGGUUGUAUAAAAAUGAGAUAUUCAGACCCAUAUUCGAAACCAAAUAUAUAAAUUUCAUACACACAUUUGUAAAAUACACAAAUUAUCUAGAAAGAUAAAAAAAUGGGAAAGAGCAAGUUUCAGAAAAAGUUUCGAGUGCUGGGAUCAUUUACAAAAAUACACAGUACAUCAUACAAGACAAAAAAGCAUAUUUUUAAAUGAUGUGAUUAAAAAUUAUAAAAAAAAUAUACGCAAGAAAGAUACAUACAUGAAAGGUAUGACACGAAUAAAACUUCCAAAUAUAAUUAUCAUCAUAUCGUAAAAUGCAAGUGUAAAGUAUACUGUCUCAAUUUAAAAAAUAAAAAGAGACUUGAAUAACUUGUCCAUAGAAGGUAUUCUUGAUGAAGGUAGUAAUGUAAUGAUUAUGUUAAAAAAAUAAGAUGAAAGUAAAUAAUUUAUUAAAAUUUUAAUUUCAAAUGAUAUUGAAUAUUUAAAAAAAAAUUGAACUGAUUUACCGCGGAUAUGCACAGCUUAUAAAACUCAAUCCCCACACAUUAUCAAUUUGCAAGGGUGAAUCAAUUAUGUGCCCGUUUUUAUUAAAUCAGACUUAUUCACGAUGAAUAAAUCUAAUGCGCCAACAACUUUGGAUGAGACACUCACCAUUUGCAGUAGCUCAUAUAACAUGGGAGAGAGAGAGCUCACUGCAGCCGUCCUUUUCAAGCUACUUCGCGCGGAACUAAAACUAUUCUAUUGUCGAUCUAGAGGCGCUUCAUACAUGCGCAUACAUUGUAGUAUAUGCCACCGUGCUCGGUGAUUCGACCUGCACCCUCCUUUCCCCAAGGGGUCUCGUCACGUGGAAUAAAUAAAUCUGUAUCGUUGUUACAUAAUUUCUGCACGCGUGCGCUUUGUUCCAGUCCCCGUUAUCUCGGCUUUUUUGAUUCUUCGCGUUUCGCUCGAAUGGUAAUGAUUAUUUCAAAUCGGACAACCAUGGCUAACCCUUGAAAUAUUAUGAAUUGAUAAAUUAUUUUACUUUCAUGUUGAAAGCGUUUGUAAGAGUGACAUUUAAAAUGUAGCAAUAAGUUAAGAUUCACAUCGAAUUAUUAUUUCCAUAAUGUGUAAUUUUAAACUUUAUUUGAUAAAAUUAUAAUCAAUAUUUUUCAAGAUUGCCUCCAUUCAUAAAACGAAUAAUGUAUAUCAGCAAGAAAGAACGUUCAAAAGGUUAUGAUAUUGUAUAUGUAUGAAUAUAUAUUGUUAACAAACAAAACACAUCACAACACAUUGUACAUACAGUUUUAGACUCGGACAACAAUAUUACAUAAUUUUCUGUGAUUGGUUUUUCAAUCAUUUCAAUAGAGUUUUAUUUCGGCACUAUGGUAAAUACACAUAAUAUAAAUGCACGUGCUGGUAUUAUGAAUGCUUAAAAGUGUAUAAAGGUCAUAAAAAUGUUAGUUACUUGUUUAUUGUCAAAACGAGUACUGUAACGUUCAUGUAUACUGCUAAUAUUUACGGCAAAAACUUGAAUAUAUACAUCCGUAAAUUUUAUAUUCAGACCGGAAGAGGGUUUGAUGAUCAUAAGCUUCCUUUUAUAAAAUAUUUUUAAUACAAUAAAUUGUUCUAUACUAUAAUUUUGAUACACCGAAUCUUGAUCAUUUUGAAUCUGGAAGCAAAAUAU
Trichogramma pretiosum is the source of this 3646-nucleotide messenger RNA. RefSeq names its product lachesin-like. NCBI's taxonomy places the organism in Eukaryota, Metazoa, Arthropoda, Insecta, Hymenoptera, Trichogrammatidae. The transcript is spliced from 10 exons. Gene Ontology annotation, cellular component: neuron projection. The record is from RefSeq and is a predicted model, not a curated record. Bases 124 to 1284 code for a protein of 386 amino acids.